AUGACUUCCCUUGCGCCCAAUUUGAUUGAGCGUAUCACCGAGAAGAAACCCGCGGCCAACACCGACGAUGUGGAGAAAACAGCCAAUUCUUCUGUGAAUGAGGUUUCUUCUGUCGAUCAAAAAAAUGAUUCAGACGCAGACUCGGCCAACUUUCAAGGUGGUGUUAAGCGUGUCAGAGCCAUCACAACAGUAUGGUCUAAGCAAACCCUAUGGACCAUGUUUGCAUUGCUCUAUCUUGUGUCGUUUGUCGAUCUUCUCUUGACUUCAGUUCAAGGUGCUCUCAAUCCUUACAUUACUUCAUCGUUCUCGAGACAUGGUCUUCUCGCUAGCGUCAGCGUCGUAUCAACUAUUCUUGGAGGCUCUUCCCGCCUUACCCUUGCCAAAAUCAUCGAUAUCUGGGGUCGUAUUGAAGGCUUCAUCUGUAUGGUUGCGAUCGUCAUCAUUGGUAUGAUCAUGAAGGCGACUUGCAAAAAUAUGGAGGCGUACGUCGCUGGAAAUACUCUAUAUUGGGUUGGCCACCUUGGAAUGAUGUAUGUCAUCGACAUCAUGCUUGCCGAUAUGACAACUCUCAAGAAUCGAAUGAUCAUGUUCACCAUCAACGGAACCCCAACAAUUUGCAGUACUUUCGCUGGCCCACGGAUUGCCUCUUUGUUCUACAACAACGUGAACUUCCGAUGGGCCUUUGGAGCCUUUGCUAUUAUUACCUUCGGAGUUUGCAUCCCUGUGGUGACUAUCAUGCUCUACAUGCAACGCAAGGCCUACAGAACGGGAGCUCUGGAGAAGCCUGUUUCGAAUCGAACAUGGUGGCAGUCAGUCCGCCAUUAUUUCAUCGAAUUUGACGUGGUUGGCAUAAUUCUCGUCACUGCCGCCUUCUCCUUGAUCUUGCUUCCCUUCAGCAUCGCCACAUACGCUCCCAACGGAUGGGCCAGUGGCUACAUCAUUGCCAUGGAAGUAUUGGGUGUUCUCUGCAUCCCAGCAUUCUACUUCUGGGAAAAGUAUGCCCCCGUGCAGUUCCUUCCAUGGGAGUACUUGAAAGAACGCACCAUCAUUGGUUCUUGCCUUCUCUAUGGUGUUAUGUUCAUCUCCAUCUUCAUCUGGAACGCAUAUUUCGGCUCAUACCUUCAAGUUGUCCACAGACUCGACAUUACGACUGCCGGCUACGUUCUCAACUCCUUUUCUUUGACAUCAUCAAUCAUCAGCCCAUUUGUCGGCCUAAUCAUUAGCUGGACUGGUGACUUCAAGUGGACUGCUUACGCUGGAAUUCCCUGUGUGCUCCUAGGGACAGCUCUCUUGAUUCCCUUCCGACAGCCAGAUACCCAUGUCGGAAUUCUCGUCAUGACCCAAAUCCUCAACGGCCUUGGAACAGGUAUCUUUGCCACUUGCGCUCAACUUGGUGUCAUGGCGCCAGUCACCCAUCAAGAGGUUGCCGUCGUGAUUGCAAUCUGGGGCCUGUUCGGCUCGAUCGGUGCCGCCAUUGGCUUUGCUAUUGCGGGCGCCAUGUGGAAUAACAUCCUACCUCCACAGCUCCUCAGCAGACUACCAGAAGAGAGCAAAAGUCUGAGCUCAGCCAUCUUUGGCGAUAUGGUCCUGCAAAUGUCAUAUCCCGAUGGCUCACCAGAGCGUGAGGCCAUUGUUGGUGCUUAUGCGGAUGUUCAACGAAAGAUGGUCAUUGCUGGAGCUUGCUUUGUACCCCUAUGUCUGGCUUCGAUCUACAUCUGGAAGAACAUCAACGUCAAGAAGUUGGAAAAGGACAAGGGAGCCCAGACGACAGGAACCGUCCUAUAAUCUGGUGGAUUUACGGUAUUAGUGUUCAAGGCCCACCAACUUAGCCCAAAGACAAGGGUCAUUUUCACUCAUGAGUCAC
This is a messenger RNA of Exophiala mesophila, 1864 nucleotides long. RefSeq lists its product as uncharacterized. Lineage: Eukaryota; Fungi; Ascomycota; Eurotiomycetes; Chaetothyriales; Herpotrichiellaceae. The record is from RefSeq and is a predicted model, not a curated record. The coding region runs from base 1 to 1785 and encodes 594 amino acids. The transcript has 5 exons. Gene Ontology annotation, biological process: transmembrane transport. Gene Ontology annotation, molecular function: transmembrane transporter activity.